AUGUCUUGCUCAGACAUUUCAUUUGCAGUUGGGCAAGUAUCCAGAUUUUGUGCAAACUACCUGCGCGCUCACUGGAACACCGUAGAAGAGAAGAAAAUAUUCGCCUAUCUAAAGGGUAAACAGGACUUGGCACUCUGCUAUGGAAAGAAAGAACCGUCGCCCAUUAUCGGCUAUUGUGAUACAGAUUACGGCGGUGAUGUGGACGACUAUCGAUUGACGACGGGUUACAUCUUUUUUUGCAAGGGCGGGUCCGUAUCGUGGGCAAGCAGAAAACAACCUAUUACGGCACAGUUAACUGCAGAAUCCGAAUAUCUAUCAGCCAACGAAGCAACCAAAGAGGCCUCCUGGUUCACACAAGUAAUAGUGGUUAUAGCGGGAAAAGAAAUCACUCCUAUUACCAUCAAAUGUGACGACGAUGCAGCUAUAGCCUCAUCGCAACGUCCAAAAUCACACGGGCGACUAAAAAAUAUCCUGGUUAAGACGAAUUUAAUUCGUGAACAUGUAAAGACUGAAAGGGUGAAACUUGAGUUUGUUCCUUCAACUGACCAACUGGUGGAAAUUUUCACCAAGCCAUUAAAAGAACCAGAUUUCAAAAAGAUGAGAGAAUGGACCGGACUUAAACUCUAG
Messenger RNA from Daphnia magna, 627 nucleotides. RefSeq names its product secreted RxLR effector protein 161-like. Lineage: Eukaryota; Metazoa; Arthropoda; Branchiopoda; Diplostraca; Daphniidae. The record is from RefSeq and is a predicted model, not a curated record. The transcript has a single exon. The coding region runs from base 1 to 627 and encodes 208 amino acids.